CUGUCUGGAAUGUGUGCUCCAUGCAGAUCUUUGCCUUUCUUUCUCGCUGUAGCCCGCUUUAAAGACUCACGCUCUUGGUCUGACAUUUCUGGGAGACCCCUGUUUUGAGGAGAUGCAAAAAUGAAUGGCGCUGGAGUCCUGCUUCGAAGUAACCAGUUUAUCCUCCUACUGCUCUUUCUCCUGCAAAUCCAGAGUCUGGGUCUGGACAUUGACAGUCGCCCUGCUGCGGAAGUCUGUGCCACACACGCCAUUUCUCCCGGACCCAAAGGAGAUGAUGGUGAAAGAGGAGAUCCAGGAGAAGAGGGAAAAGAUGGCAAGGUGGGCCGCAGGGGGCCGAAAGGAAUUAAAGGAGAAUUGGGUGACGUAGGACCCCAGGGCAACAUUGGCAAAUCUGGGCCCAUUGGCAGGAAGGGUGACAAAGGAGAAAAGGGUUUGCUCGGGAUGCCAGGAGCAAAAGGGAAGGCAGGUACCGUCUGUGAUUGCGGAAGAUACCGGAAAGUGGUUGGGCAACUGGAUAUUAGUGUUGCCCGGCUGAAGACUUCUAUGAAGUUCGUCAAGAACGUCAUAGCGGGGAUUAGGGAAACUGAAGAGAAGUUCUACUACAUCGUGCAGGAGGAGAAGAACUACAGGGAGUCUCUGACCCACUGCAGGAUUCGGGGCGGAAUGCUGGCCAUGCCCAAAGAUGAAGCUGUCAACACCCUCAUCGCCGACUAUGUGGCCAAGAGUGGCUUCUUCCGCGUGUUCAUUGGGGUGAAUGACCUUGAGAAGGAGGGGCAGUAUGUGUUCACAGACAGCACCCCACUGCAGAACUACAGCAACUGGCAAGAGGGGGAGCCCAGGGACCCCUACGGGCAUGAGGACUGUGUGGAGAUGCUCAGCUCAGGGCGAUGGAAUGACACGGAGUGCCAUCUGACUAUGUACUUCAUCUGCGAGUUUGUCAAGAAGAAAAAGUAACUCCCCUCGUGCCACACACUCGUUAUUUCCCUGUGACUAGCACUGCAGUUAUCCGUAUCCAUCUUUGUCUUCUUAAUUACCCUAAAUUCACUGUGACUCAAGUGAGAAAUGCCACUGGGGGUUUGGUAUCUCCAUAGCAUGCUCUGGGUGCCAUUCAUACCCUAUAAAUGAUGUGUCGCUCACCCAGAGCUCAGCAGGUGCCAUGGGUCCUGAGAAAGAGUUUGAAUUACUAGUUGGCAGGAGGUGUUUGUCUGUGUCUCCCAUGAAAUGCUAUUCGGGAUUUUUAGCACCCCUCCCUAUAGCCUCACCCACUGCAGACCCCGAAUAGCUGCUUGAUGAUGAUGAUAAUGGUGAUGUUGGUGGUAAGUAGGCUUUCUGGCCCUUGCUCAAAUUUGGACACAUAGGAGGCCUUCUGUGAGGGAGAUGAAGCUCUUUCCUACCUUGGAACACCAUGAUUUGACCACUCACCCAAGCAGCAAAGGAUGGAAAGUUCCCAUUGUUUGUAGAGACCUAUAAACAUUUCAGCCCAGUGUCUCUAUAAGAAACUUCAAGCUUAGUGACCUGCUCCAGACCGUGGGAAAUCAUGACAACUCCUUUGUGCCACUGAUCCACAAUCUUCACCAAAGUAAACCAGGCAGGUUCCUUGGGCCUGUUCUGGUGACCCGUGCCUUUAUCCCAGGGUCCUAGCCAUUAAAUCUUUGGUUUCAGGGAAACAGGAUUCUGGAAGUUAAAAUGAAAAACAGGUAGUGUUUGUUUCCAAACAAGAUAAUUUUUACUGCUCUGGCUAAAUUGCCUCCUGCUCUUAACAUGACUCCAUUUGUCUUUAUCAAAUUCGUGUAGACUUUCCUCCCUGUCAAACUUGGAGAGUGAAGAAAGGGUGUUGAGAGGCCUUCAGAAAAUUCUAGAAACUUCAACUUGCUGCCACCAUCAAAGCUCCAAUCCCCUCCUUGUUGUCUCUAAUACCCAUAUCGCUGUUGUGGUAUCCAUCUGUGAGCUUAGGUUACAAAAAACCCACACUGGAGACACACUUUACCCUGCUUUGACAACACAGGACUGUGUCAGGCAUGAACUUUGGAACAUGCAAAGAACUCACAUUUACUAAGUUGGUAAAAAUGUUACCGUGAGAGUCAGAUUCAACCUCAAAGCAGCUUUCACUUGACGUUCAAGGAUAAACAGUUCGGUGCAAUUCUAGAUAAUCCCCUUACAAACUGAUGCUUCAGUUAUGGUUUGUGACAUGUGAUUAGGCUGUUUAGAAUGCUGGCAAAAUGGUUAACGAAAUAAAAGAAACAGAUCAACAACAUAUGCUCCCCCUACACCAUCUGUCCAUGGUUUCACCCAUGACUGACUGGUUAUGAGAUAGGAUUUAGUGAGUUCUGUGGGUUGGGCAGGAGUCACAAUUUCAGAUCCUACCAGAGCCAGAAUGUGACGUAAAUAAAUGAAGUGAAAUGGGCUGGAAGCCAGGCGCUCUGAACAUAGCUUGGGCUUCUGUGGUUGCCCCUGCUCCUCGGUAGCUGCUGAUCCUGCCGUGGAGGAGCCAAUGCUGCUUCAUGGCCAGACACGUCAAGAGAAGUCACAAAGCCUGGAUUUUGUAUCUUCAUAUUUUUAAAUGUUGACAGCUAAUCAUUUUUAACACAGAUUUUAAUUCAUACAAAACUACAAUAGCCAAAAUUAUAAUCAUUCCAUUUCUCUCCUCCGGGGAAAAGCCCUGAUGUUUCUAAACGAGGAGAAUGUCAUAGUAUAUGAUGAUGUCAAUAUCAAGAGAUUUUCUAUUCCCUUCUUACUCAGUUUAGGUGAACAAAAGACUCUUGUCAAAUUCUUAAUAUUUUUCAGGUUAUUAAACUAGUUAAUCUCUUUUGAGAAUGAGGCAAAGAAUGAGGCAAAGAAUCUCUUUUUAAUGGCAGGGCAGCCAAGUAAAAUUACAAAGAAAGACACCACAUUAAAGCCAGUGUCUUUGGAUAGAAUGCCAGCCAAGACCACAAGAAUUAGGAAGGGCUACAGAAAGGUGGAGGAAAGGCAAGGGGUAAGAUAAGCAGGAAGGAACAGGCAGCAGCCCUGCCCAGCAGCGCCUCCCAUCAGGAGCCAGGGGCUGACUUGUUCUAGGCCCCCAGGGGGUGAGUUGUGCCGCAGAUAUUGCCAGUGCUACUAUUUCUCUGAUGCACAUGAUAGCAGAGCAGUGACUGCACGGCUCAUCUUCACAGCAGAUGCAUCCGGGGAAUGAUGACAGAGCCUCAAAAUCUAGGAUUCAGCCCACAAACUUGCCUGGAAGCCACUGCAAAGUCCUCACGCAUUGAAUUAGAAUUAUUACAAAAACUUAUAUUGAUGGAACACUUCGUGCUUUUGUGAAAUGUCUUUGUGUAUCGUUGCUUGUUUGAUUCUGAUAAAGUCCUGAAGUAAAAGGGCAAACAUUGUACUGCUAAUUCCCCAGUGAGAACACUAAGACCCACAGAAGCAAAGUCACAUAACAAAGCCAGCUCCCCUGAGAGUCUUGAAACUGCCACCCCAUGGUCUUGGCUCCAGUCUCUGCCCACUGCUCUGGGAUGGAGGGGAAGUGCAUCCGCAGAGCCCCAGGUGGCACGGGCUCAGGUCAGCUGUCCCCAUUGUCUUCCCAAGUGGUGGGUGAGCCUCACAGAGACACGGGGAUGCAGAAACUCCCAUGCUCACAUUCACCAACUUAUUUUUGCUUCACAGAUAUCUACGUGAGGCGGCAGCGCUGCGGAGGUGCCGAGUGCAGCCCCAGUGCAAUUUUGCAGGCAACUCUAGAAAGAGGGCCCGGAUCAGACAUGUGAAAGUCAAGAUUUGACCAAAAUGAAAUUGAUUGUGUCAUUAUUUCCCCAUUCAAGAUUUCACUAGAGAAAUGACUUAAGUAGUUAGCAUUUAAAAUCAGUUUUGUUCUCUAAGAUUUGAAUUUAUGCUAAAAUUUGCAGGGACAUUUCUGGAUACCUCACAAGCACUACAUAAAGCAAUAAAAGAAGACAGUAAAAAAAA
This is a messenger RNA of Octodon degus (degu), 3939 nucleotides long. RefSeq names its product collectin subfamily member 10 (gene Colec10). NCBI's taxonomy places the organism in Eukaryota, Metazoa, Chordata, Mammalia, Rodentia, Octodontidae. Bases 121 to 954 code for a protein of 277 amino acids. The transcript has 6 exons. The record is from RefSeq and is a predicted model, not a curated record.